UUUAUUAGCUAUGGAUUGGAUGUACAAUAAUUCCAAAACUAUCUUGGAUAGGGAAGCAUAUCUCUUAGGAAAAUCUAUUGAUAAAAAUUUUCAAGAAUUACAAAAUGAAGAGCUAAAGGGUGAAAAUACUAUUAGAGUUGAUAAAUUCAAGAUUAAAGAAGAUCCUCUAAAUCUAAUUGAAAUAAGAAAGUAUCAGUACAAAAAAGAUUUACUAAGGAAUCCCAUUAAACUUAAAAAGUUUAAACAAAUGUUAAUGGACAAUGAUAAAGAAUAUUCAUAUAACAUAGAUAAUGAAAGCAAGUUAAUAAGUGAAAUUGAUUUGAAAAUCCUUAAAAAAUGGAAAAAACUGAAAAAGUCUUGUUUCUAUUUCCAAAAUAUUGCACUUCAAGAAUUUGCAUCACCCUUUUUAAAAAACACUACUAUAACAUUACCUACUCAAAUAAACAUUAAUCAUCCAAUGAAAGAUGUUGAAAUUGAUAACAAUGAAGAUGAACCUAAACAUUCAAAACAAAUGGAAGUAAAAAAUAGAAAUGUAAAUUCUUCCAAAAAAUAUUUCAACAAGAACCGUUACAACCCACCCACUCAAUCUCCUCUUAUUCGCACAGCAUAUCGCCAAAAUAAAGACAGGGAAAGAGAACGGGAAAAGGGGGUAGACCAAAAAGAACUUUUAAGACAAAUGCGACUCAAUGCCGAGUGGAACAAGAAAAGGAGGAAAGAUAUUCUGGAUAAAGAGGAGAAAAGGAGCCGUAUAGAAGAUAAAGUUAUACGUGAUGAUAGUUCAUCAAAAGCGGAAAAUUUUGUCAGACCUAUGUUAUCGGAGAUGGCGAAAAUGAACACAUUAGAAAGUCGCAUACGUAAUAAUCGAUCCAAAAUCCACAAGAAUAUGACUGAAAGAUGAUUGAUAUUUCGAAUUUAAUAUUUUCAUUAUUUUUUUGAAAAUAUUUUUGUAUUAAUUGACUGUAAUCAAUUUUAAAUUAAAAUAUUUUUUAAAAAUUUAAUUGUACUGAUUUUUUUUAACAUCAAUUUUGUAAUCAAAUUUAUCUCCUAAAAUCGAAAGACCCCAUUAGUGGCUCAUUUUGAGCCGAUAUUUGAAAACGGUUAACUCAAUAUUUCAUCCAGAAAAAUAUUACGCAACCUGAAGAUUUUGCUAAUAGAAGGAAAGGUCUAGGAAUAUAUAUCGAGGCUUUGGCAUUCUGGCGAAAUUAUUGAGAUAACCGUUUUUAACGGCUCAAAACUCCGUUUAACAACACUAGACUCCAUAAUAUUUCGACAUCUCUAGCUGCCAAUAAGUGAUCAUUUAUAAUGAGAAAUAUAUACAAUGAAUAGAAUCGUCUCAUCACUGGGUUCGAGUAUAAAAAAAUUCAACAUUAUUUAAUGAAAAAUUCUC
Molecule: messenger RNA, 1387 nt
Organism: Gordionus sp. m RMFG-2023
Lineage: Eukaryota; Metazoa; Nematomorpha; Gordioida; Chordodea; Parachordodidae
Product: pre-mRNA-splicing factor CWC25 homolog
Exons: 6
Coding region: 11-898 (295 amino acids)
Source: RefSeq, a predicted model, not a curated record